Molecule: messenger RNA, 1353 nt
Organism: Drosophila willistoni
Lineage: Eukaryota; Metazoa; Arthropoda; Insecta; Diptera; Drosophilidae
Product: kelch-like protein 2
Exons: 1
Coding region: 1-1353 (450 amino acids)
Source: RefSeq, a predicted model, not a curated record
AUGUCUGAGAAAUCCGAUUGCAUUUCCGAAAGUGAAACAUCUGAAAUUAAUUUUGAUUGUGAAGAUGACUCAAGUACAUCAAGUUCAGCUAAAUCGGAACAUCCCACUGUGCUGGAGAAUCGGGGAACCGAGAUGCGGACUGUAAAAGUCUUGCCAGCAUCUAGUGACUCUGUAGCUACGGAAACUGAUGCUGAGACUCGGAUGUGGAAAACCUUCACGGAUGCAGAAUUUGCUGAGACCCAGGACAUUCAGGUGCCAGAUCUUUCACUUUAUUCGUACUGUCCAUAUAAGCCAAAACGUAAAAUUAAGAUCCCAAAUAAUCCGCCAAAGGAGAAACUUCGUGAAGUAGUCAAGGAUAUGAUAAAAGAGAACCGCGGAGCAACUUCUUGCGUUCUGAUCGGCGAAGACUUCACCAUUCAAUGUCAUCCCGGUCUCUUGCGGUGCCAUUCGAGGUACUUUGCCAACCGGGAUUGGCGUGUUCGCGAGUUUAAAUUCAACGCAGAGGAAGUGCCUGCAAAAGGUUUCGAGUUGGCCUACAAAUGGAUGCGUUUUCGUGAGCUACCACCUAUUGGAGACGUGGCCCCUAUGCUGCAGGUGGCCAAACAAUUAAAAAUUGAUUUGCUGGAACGCGAUUGCUGGAAACUGCUGUCGCAAAAGAAUGUGAGGGAGAAGGUUGCCAUGGAAGUGUACAUGCAGGCAAGAAAAUUACCUCUGCUGAAUGAUUUGAAAGCGGUGAUGUUGUCCCGUCUAAGAACGUAUUUCCUGGCCCUGGUUGGCCAUAACAGUUUCCUCGAUCUCACAGUGGAUGAGUUGGUGGAAUUAAUUUCCCUCGACUCGAUUGGUGUUAACUCGGAAAUUGAGGUAUUCCUGGCUGUCUUGCGUUGGCUCAAUCACAUGCCAGAGCAACGUCAAAAGCAUUUGCGACGAACCAUGGCCGCCGUUCGUUUUCCCUAUAUGCCCAUGUUCUUUCUAUUUCGCCUGAAGGAAGGUUGCAAUGCUGCAAAUAAGGUGGAACUCUUUUCGGCAAAUCCCAUGCUGUUGGCCUUUCACAUGGAUCCCCAGACCCUACAAGUUCUCGAGAAUGCCAUGACCUUUAUUGGUGUUCGCCAGGAACAUAAUGAGCAUGGAGAGUUUGUCGAAGUUUGUGCUGAGCACAAAUUAAAAGUCCAAUAUCCACGUAGAUGGAUCUAUCAUGUAGGAUGCCCCUAUCAUAUCUACGAUUUGUCCUAUCCCUAUCAGCACAAGUUUAGUUUAUUGGACUUUAAUGAAUUCAUCAGCUCCUUACAACGCAAAUGGAUGCGCGUUGGUGCAGUCAAUUAUUUCGAAGAAAGGGUCAUUGAUAUACCCCCAUAA